Messenger RNA from Trichoderma gamsii, 1572 nucleotides. RefSeq lists its product as hypothetical. The record is from RefSeq and is a predicted model, not a curated record. Gene Ontology annotation, cellular component: outer membrane; SAM complex. The coding region runs from base 1 to 1572 and encodes 523 amino acids. Lineage: Eukaryota; Fungi; Ascomycota; Sordariomycetes; Hypocreales; Hypocreaceae. Gene Ontology annotation, biological process: protein insertion into mitochondrial outer membrane. The transcript has 4 exons.
AUGGCGCCAACCUCAGAAUCUUCUGGGCGGCCGCCCGCAAAUCAUUUUGGUAAACUGCACGAGGGUACUGAGGACGUGCUCCGCGAUGCGAGAGCGAGGCCGGAGUUUCAAAGCGCCGAGGAUGAGGCCAAGGAGCAGAGGAUAUCUCAAUUGAUGGUGGAUCAAAUGUCAAUGCCAAUGACCGUCAAUGAGGUUUCGGUCACGGGGGCCAAGAACAUUCGGCGGGGCUUUCUCGAUCCUAUACUGAAUCCCUUACUGAGUGAUAGCCAAGAUCCUCCGUAUACCGUUGGCGAGGUGCUAUCGAGGCUGCAGAUAGCAACUGGGAAGCUCAGUGGACUGCAAAUCCUGAGAGAGCCUCCACAGGUCUACCUGUCCCAAUCGAGUCAGGUCGAUGCUUCGACAAGUCCUACUGAUGUGGACAUUUCCAUCGGAUUACGCGAGCUACCCCGAUUCAAGCUUCAAACGGGCACGGAUGUUGGAAAUGGCGAGGGGUCUGCAUACGGUUCUUUGCUAUGGCGGAACAUGUUUGGCGGAGCUGAAAUGCUCACGCUCAAUGCAAAGGCAGGCACUCGUACACGUUCCGCCUACAGCGCAAAUCUAAGUGCUCCCGUACUCAGCAACCCAGAUAUGCGCAUUUCGUUGGAGGCGCUGUCUUCAGCCGUGGAAAAGCCCUGGGCGUCGCACGAGGAAGUCUUGAAAGGAGGUACGGUGCGCUUUUCAUGGCUUAACCGCCAACGAGAUACACACUCUGUCGAGUAUUCAGGAUCAUGGCGACAGAUUACGGGCCUUACGGCUGAUGCUAGCCCUACUAUCAGACAAGAUGCUGGCGAUACGAUCAAGAGCGCCAUCAAGCAUGUGUUCUACAGGGAGAGGCGAGACAACCCUCAGCUUCCGCAAAGUGGCUAUAUGAUACGAACUGGCCUAGAACUAGCUGGCGUUGGGCCUCUGAGUGGCGAUGUUGCCUUUUCCAAGGGCGACUUGGAAAUCAGUGGUGCCGUCCCUAUUCCUCUCCCUGGUGUUAAAGGACCCUCGGGAAUCUCUAUUGGAGCCGGAUUCAGAACGGGCCUGCUCUACCCAUUGCCGCUUGGAUACAAUUUUGGUGGCAAAGCUCUGCCCAGCCGUCUUAACGACCGUUUCUUGCUCGGAGGGCCAACGGACAUUCGUAGCUUUAAGCUUGGUGGACUAGGACCGCACGAUGGCCGGGAUGCCGUGGGUGGAGAUGCGUUCGCUGCUGGCAGUGUCAACAUGCUCUUUCCCUUACCCUACAAGGGGCCUGAUUCUGGCCUCCGAUUUCAGCUCUUUGCAAACGGAGGUCGUCUGGUUGCCCUGAAGAACAAGCUAAAGUCUGAGGGCACGUCCGACGGGCUAAGUGGUGCAAUGGUUCGUAAUGGUAUGCUUGAUGCUGUUGGAGAGCUAUUCAACGGGCCCCCCAGUUUUGCAGCCGGUGUUGGGCUUGUGUACGCCCAUCCCGUGGCGAGAUUUGAACUCAACUUUGGCUUGCCGGUGAUAGUCAGAAGGGGAGAGCUCGUCACAAAGGGGGUGCAGCUGGGAGUAGGCAUCAACUUUUUGUAA